Messenger RNA from Pseudo-nitzschia multistriata, 1610 nucleotides. The record is from the annotation of a GenBank genome assembly. Lineage: Eukaryota; Bacillariophyta; Bacillariophyceae; Bacillariales; Bacillariaceae.
UAUUCCAAACAAAACCAACCGCCUUGCUGUGCAUCGACUCGCAUCUAAAAUGAGCUCGAGGGCAUCAGUAUUCCGAUCCAUUGUUCGCAGCAGAAAGACUUGUCGGCGAUUCCAACCGGGUCGCCGCAUUCCCGAGAAAGUGAAAGAGGACGUCCUCCAAUCCACGUUGGUGCGUUUCUGAAUCGUAUCCGAAACUCUCGGAUCCGUCCGGCGCAUAUUCAUAUGCGCACUUCAGAACUAUCCAUUAACUUUCUGUUGAUUCUGUUACAURUUGUUUUAUCCACAGAGAUCGCCAUCGAGCUUCAACCUACAACCAUCCCAGAUUAUUCUCGUUGAAUCACAAAAUGUGAAGGACGCCUUGAGCGAGGACGCAAUGAUGGGAAUCGGAAACCAGUUCCGAGYACAACAAGCCAGUGCGGUCGCCGUCUUUCUUUCCGAUCUAGAGCCAACAAAACGAGUGAACCGAAUCCACAAACUGGAAAAGGACUAUCGCCACCCGAACUACCGCGCUUCGUUUCCUCUAGCAACUUCUUUUCUGAUUGGAGAAGGCCACGCUGCAAAUCUGAUCAAGGGAAUCGCUACAGACUUGCUCAGUACGGUUCAGCCCAUGCCAGAGAUCGACCCRGUCCAAUCUUGGGCCUACAAAAACACUGGGCUGUUGGCCCAAACCUACGGUAAGAAAACGAUAGUUGAACGGCAGAGUAGAUUCUUUUUUAUUCUUUCGUAAUCUUGCAGUUUUCCUGUUCAAAUAACUGAAGAAUUUUGCUCGGAUUCUGUCUCAAACGGUUCAUUAGUCUACGCAUCGGAAUCUCACGACCUUGCAACUGCAAUAAUGGAAGGUUUCGAUCCGAGGAGGGCUCGAGAAAUCCUCCGCAUUCCAGAUAGGUACGCCAUUCCACUGAUGGUAGCAACCGGGUACGAGUACGAAGAUGAACAAAGUAAAGAAGAAAAACCAACGCCUAGAUUAGAUUUGUCUGAGGUUGUAUUCGCGGAUACUUUUGGRGAURCAUGGGYACCUGGUAUGACUGACGGUGAUCACGAUGGGAACGACGAGGAAGUUGACAAGCCAGCAUCGGUGUAACGUAUCGAUGUUCACAAACGUGCCUCGCUCUGCUACACUUUUCAAUAAACUCCAUGGCGUCCGAUAAAGCACAGGGACCAGUAGUCAGGAAGAAUGGAUUAUGUUACUCAAGCGAACAACGAAUAGGUUUGAAACGGUUGAGUUGAGUUGAUUGGUUCGUCGAUUACCUACCCCCUCCCAGAAGUUAAAAAGGUACCUUGCGUAUGUUGCCCCUCCUAGUAACAUAGAUUUUUAACGUGUGAACUACGGGAGCUGUGACUUCUAAAUCCCGGACCGCAAAAUUCAAAAACAUGUGUUUCAAGUCCUUGUUCGACUCCAAGCGCUAUUUUAUGCAGGUGCAGCAUCACUUCAAAAUCUGGAAAAUUCUCUAAUCUAACGAACGGCACUCUUCAUUUUAAAAAUCAAAUCCACAACAAAUUUGAAUUCAUUCAAAACGAGUACGAUAGGAGUUGUAUAGGUACGCCACUCUGCCGCAUUCGACGAGGAGAGACAGGUGGCUGAACACGAGGAAAAAAUCAUACAACAYMGC